Trichoplusia ni (cabbage looper) is the source of this 409-nucleotide messenger RNA. Its product is annotated as vitelline membrane protein Vm26Ab-like. NCBI's taxonomy places the organism in Eukaryota, Metazoa, Arthropoda, Insecta, Lepidoptera, Noctuidae. The transcript is spliced from 2 exons. The record is from RefSeq and is a predicted model, not a curated record. The coding region runs from base 18 to 350 and encodes 110 amino acids.
AACACAACUUAUCCAAAAUGUGCAAACUGGUAAUCCUCGCUGCCCUCUUCGCCGUCGUGGCCGCUAAGCCCGGAAUCCACUCCGUGGCUUACACCGCUCCCGUGGUAGCUGCCCCAGUUGCCGCGGCUUACACAGCCCCGAUUGCUGCCGCAUACACCGCUCCGGUUGCCGCUGCUUACACCGCCCCAGUUGCCGCCGCAUACACUGCCCCGGUUGCCGCCGCAUACACCGCUCCGGUUGCUUACGCCUCUCCCUACGCCGCUGCUUACUCUGCAUCAGUAGCCGCCUACAACGCCUACUCUGCCCCAUUAGUUGCCGCUGCAUACAAAGCACCAGUUUUCCUGAAGUGAAAAGCUAACAACUGCCACUAAUAUCUGUACAUAGCCAAAUGAACAAAUUUUAAAGGAUA